This is a messenger RNA of Carassius carassius (crucian carp), 1902 nucleotides long. Its product is annotated as heterogeneous nuclear ribonucleoprotein A0-like. Gene Ontology annotation, molecular function: RNA binding. Bases 56 to 931 code for a protein of 291 amino acids. The record is from RefSeq and is a predicted model, not a curated record. The transcript has a single exon. Lineage: Eukaryota; Metazoa; Chordata; Actinopteri; Cypriniformes; Cyprinidae.
UUGACUUCUUUCUUCCACUCCGCGUGUUCUCAGUCAGUACGUCCAUUGUAAGAAAAUGACUAACCAGCUCUGUAAACUGUUUGUUGGCGGCCUGAACGUCCAAACAACCGACGAAGGCUUGCGGGCACAUUUUGAACAAUAUGGACAGCUGACCGACUGCGUGGUGGUGAUGAACCAGCCGCUGCAGCGCUCCCGAUGCUUCGGCUUUGUAACGUACUCGAGCGUCGAGGAAGCAGACGCCGCCAUGGCAGCUAGGCCUCAUGUCGUUGACGGGAACAACGUGGAUCUGAAGCGAGCGGUGGCCCGGGAAGACGCCGGUAGACCGGAGGCACUAGCCAAGGUCAAGAAAAUAUUUGUCGGGGGACUAAAAGACGACAUCGAGGACGAACACCUCCAAGAGUAUUUCUCCCAGUUCGGUGCUAUCGAGAAGGCUCAGGUCAUCACCGACAAAGACACCGGGAAAAAGCGAGGUUUCGGUUUUGUUUACUUUGAAGACAACGACUCCGCCGAUAAAGCCGUCGUAAUGAAGUUCCACGUGAUCAGCGGACAUAAGGUGGAGGUGAAGAAGGCUCUCACCAAACAGGAGAUGCAAGGUGCCGGCGGUCGCGGCGGCAGGGGAGGCCGAGGAAUGGGCCGGGGAAGCGGCUACGGCGGCGGAAGAGGUGGUUACUAUAGCGACUACAGCUAUCAGAACGGCGGCUACGGUAACGAUGGCAGCUACGAAAGCCAAAGUAGCUACGGAGGAGGCUAUAGCGACCAGAUGGGCAGCGGAUACGGUACCGGGAAUGGCUACAGUGACUUCGGUGAGGGUUAUGGACAGCAGCCUUCAGGUUACGGCGCUGUGAAAACGGGCUACUAUCCCGGCAGGAGCAGUGCGCCCUACCCACGCGGAGGUGGUGGAUAUGGAAGAGGCGGCUAUGGUGGAUAUUAGAAGCACAGAUGUGACUCUUUUAAACUGUAGUUCGAUUAUUUUUUUUUUUUUUUUUUUUUACGCAAACUACUUGGACACUGGACUUUUAAAACUAAUUGAUUGGUAUUGGGUAUAAAUGAGAUGUUCUGUGCCAUUACCAGUACCAGCAGACACGCAUUGCGUUUUCUUUAAGUUGAAGUGGUCAUGUUUAACGCAAGUCAAGCCUGGUAAAAACCGUGUAGGCUUCUGUAUGAUCUGUUUUCGGUUUAUUGCCUGUCCAUCGUUUGAGAUGAAACUCAGGGGUAAUGAAAUUUAAGCAGCUCAUUGUUUCACUUCAUGACUGCCUUUUGUUUUAAAAUGCAACUUAAUUUCUGUUUUAAUGGUAUUACACAGUUCCUAUUAUAAAACUAUUUUAAGUAAUAUUUAAUUUGAUCCAACCGUUGCCAUUUUAAGAGCAUUUUGACCAUUAAACAACUUUUUUUUUUUUUCAUAAACCUUGUCUGUAUGGUCCAUUUCUUCAAAUGUCUUUUGAUCUUUUCAUAAUGCUUUCACGUUUUUGAUGUCUCUUAAGCUCUUGGGCAAAUAUUCCUUUGUGUUUUGGGUACUAUAUACUGAGCCAUUUGAUGCAUUUUAUCAGGAAUAUGCAAUGUGUAGGCAUAAGUGUACUAUGAUUUGCGCAAUAUAUUUUGUAAACCCUUAUUCUGAAGUCACCAAAUCUGUGUAAUGGUAACAGUGGUUUUCAGAUUUUGUAUGUAUUCUUUAUCUGACACACUCCGCUGAGUUCAUGGAGCACUUAUGAGUUGAUCUCUGGCAUGUCUGUUAAGGGAGCCAUACAAAAUGUGCAAAGUGGUGAGUCCCCAAGACCAGGGUUGAAAACCACUGUAUUGGUGAUUUCUGCAGGAUUAUGUGACUCCGAAAACUGGAGUAAUGGAUGCUGGCGUUGCAUCCAUGCUUUGAAUAAAACAUAUUAAAAUCUGUAUUGGUUAUUUUAA